CCUUUCCCUGUUCCUUGUUUUAUGAUAGCAUUUGCUUUCUAGACUCUCACAUUUUUUCUGCUGUGCUGCUAUUUUCAGACUCCUCUGCUGGUGGCCGUCACUGCCAGGCAGCCAGCUAUUGUCUAUGAUUUGAUCCAGACAGGAGCAGAUGUCAAUGCUGUAGACAACAAAGGGCAGUCAGCCUUACAUCUUGCUGCAACAUAUGGGUAUGCCCAAGUUCUUCAGGUUAUACUGUCACUAGGUUUCCCUCUUGAUUUAGAAAUGAAGGAUUUUGAAGGCCAUACCCCACUCCACUGUGCUGUUCUGGCCCACAACGCCCUGCUCCGGGACCAGGGUUGCCAGACGUUGAUGGAGGAGCAGCAGAAAGAUCUUCAGCACAAGAGCGAAGAGCUGGAGUCCUGUAUCCACCUCCUGGUGCAGACAGGAGCCUCCAUCUACAGCCGGGAUGUGAAAAGCAACAAGACAGUUCUUCAUUAUACAGUCCAAGAUGGGAACAUCUCCCUGCUCAGGUACUUCUUGGAGCUGAAUGCUUUCAAGUCCAAGGACUUUGUCAAUAACAAGGCACAUGGCAACACAGCUUUGCAUAUGGCAGCUGCAUUGCCUCAUGACAAGAACCAGAAAGAAAUCAUCCAGUUGCUCCUUGACCAUGGGGCAGACCCAAGCAUCCGAAACUUAGACAACGAUCAGCCAAUCCACAUGGCUCCUUCUGGAAAAGCUGGGGAUCAGGUUAGGCAUUUGCUGAAGAAAGGGAAAGUUGCGUCUGCAUUCAUUUCCUGUCGUCGAAAUGCCAGAUCCUAGGUUACCUGCGAUUUCUGGAAUGGCUUUAACUUCAGCUUGCGGAUUGCACAAGGCCUCUUAGAAAAACUGUGAGCAUGGCUAACCAACAUGUCCCAGCUCUUAGGGUCUUUAAACCAGGGUGGGAUGACAGUGUUUCUCAACCUGUGGACCAAAAAUAGCGCGUAAGAUAUCAGAAGAUGACCUUUCAAAUGCUUGAAAACUUCAUUUGGUUAACAGUGAAUGCUAAUAAACCUCAAGCAUUGCUUGCAAGCAAGGAAGCAAGCAGAGCAAAUGCUCAAAGUACAGCCAACCUUUGAUUUGGUGGCAACUGAAACCCGUGGUGGUGACAGAACGCAAGAUGGUAGUUUGGCUAUAAAAGGUUGAGAAAUACUGUUCUAAGACAGGCUUGAACUGUGCCUCUUGUUAGGUCCUGUACAGAGGUACUUGCUGAAAUGCCAAAGCCUUUGUGAUGUGCAAUUGCCUCCAUUGUUCCUGCUAGUCUGGGAAUGCAGGAACCUGAGGGGAGGGAAAAGACUGGAUGGAAGAGGUCAAGUCAGCCUGAGGAGUCAUCCAUGGCUGUAUUUCACCUGAAUGAACGGACAUCCAAACUCAGGAGCUCCAAGCGAGGGUUCCCGCAAGCUGCUAUGACCCCGUUUCUUAGCACUUUGUGGAAGAAAGCUGAAGCAGCUGUCCAUUGCCACAGUCUCUCACCCAACCCCAAGAAAACGAAACAGACACUUGUAAGAGCAAGGACAUGGGGCAGGUUCUCAACAGUGCAGGUUCGUGUGGCUCCUGAGUGCUUCCCAGUGAAGGGAUUCCUCUUUGAGACAUCUGACCCAAUCCAAGUCUCCAGCUUUAAUGGCAAAUAGCUCUGGAAGCACCUCAGAGUGGGGAGCUGAAGCCUCACGUGAGCUAAUGCCUGCGUAGGAGACAGAGGUUUCCUUUGGGUCUUCAAUAGUUUUGAGACACAGACAGGGUGGAAAACCUUUGAGCCCUGUGGGCCUGUACACAGCAGGGUCAGAGUGCAAUGUGGUGAGUGCUCUCCUAUUCCCAUUCUUGUCUAAGGGGGCAUUUUAAUAGAUUCUUCUUAUUCUUUCUGUGAAAUGAUUUGUGAAUUGCUGUGCAAUCAGCUGGCAACAGUGUCUCUGCCAGGUCAAUAGGACUGAAGGUAGAUGCCUGAAGGGAGUGAAAGCUGCGUUUCGACAACCCUUUCAUAGAGGGUGUCUCAUCUUCAGUACACAUUCUGAAUUAUAGUUCACUGAUUUCUCAAUGUCGUACAAGUUAUUUUUUCUAACAGGACUGAACAAUAAGACGAAGGGCAGGUGUCUUAAAUCACUGCAGUAACUUCCUUGAUCGCCUACUGACUAACUCAAUAGGAUGGGGUUUUCUAAAGCGCUUGUCAGGCUCACAGACCUGGACUGUUUAAACAACUGUUUAGUAGACUUGAACAAAAGCUCUUAAGAAAUGCAGAGAUCUUCUCAACUUUCUCAGCCCUCCUCUUUGCUGUUCUGCUAGUGCUUCUCACUACAUCAUAUCUACAAUCCUGCCAACAUCCGCUGACAAAAAAAAAAAAGCAGAUGUGUAUUUGCAUGUGUUUGCAUAAAUUUGCAUGUAUCUGGGCAUAGGCCAGCAAAAGCAUGUGCUUUCUUACUUUGAAGGGAUGUUAUAACAAGCCCUGAAUUGAAUGAUAACUGCAUUGGUGAGUUAGUACUGUGUGUCAGGACAAAACGGUCAAUAAAAUAUCUGUUUCUUGAACUUGCUAGCAACACAACUGUAAAACUCUGGCCAGCAUGUGGCACGUGGUGCGCUAGGGAAAAGGUGAAAAGCUUUUUGCCAUCUAGAAAGGUCUAUGAGAUGACAGAAGUCCUUUUGCAGCAAGUGAAAAAAAUACAUGAGCUGUUUUCUGGAGUGGCUUAUCUCUAUUGAUUCGUCUGCCUGCUGUGGGAGGUUUAAUACAGAGCAAUGCCAUCAGCGACUUGGAGUCUGCAAAGAUCACCACCUCCAGAAUAUCAGGGAAAAUCUCUGUCUGGGGAGGAAUGGCUGUGGCUUCAUUCAAAGCAUCACCCUGGCAGCCUGCGUUGCUCCGCGUUGAUAGAUGAGAUUUGCAGAGGGAAGAUGCCAUGACGGACUCAGGAAGGAUUUGUUCUCUCUAUAGGCACGUCUGUGUUCAGCUUCCCAAAGCACAUCUAUUAAAGGCCUGGUAUGAGGCCAGCCAUAAUCAACAAGCUGUGCGUAUUGUCUUUGGACUGGAUCCACGAGACAGUUGGAAGCUGCUGCUUCCCCAUGCGUGUGAAGCACCUUUCCCUUUCCCUGUCAAGCCGGCCAGUUCCUGGCCUGUGUAUCAACGAAAUCCCUUUUAAGGCUCAAAGGUGGCCUGCAUGUGAAGUCUUCUGCGCUGGGGUGAAUUUUAUUUAUUUGAGCAGUAUCUUAGUUCCCAGUUAACCCCUCAAAUUUUUAUGACUGUUUCAGGAGAAAUGUACCUUUUAUAACCUUAGCAGUACUGGCAGUGUGUGAUACCCCUAUAUUUGCACAGUU
Molecule: messenger RNA, 3312 nt
Organism: Grus americana (Whooping crane)
Lineage: Eukaryota; Metazoa; Chordata; Aves; Gruiformes; Gruidae
Product: NF-kappa-B inhibitor delta-like
Exons: 6
Coding region: 262-798 (178 amino acids)
Biological process (GO): regulation of gene expression
Cellular component (GO): nucleus
Molecular function (GO): protein binding
Source: RefSeq, a predicted model, not a curated record